AUGGACUCCGACGGUGAUGCUGUCUACUGCACGCUUCUCUUGAGUGAUCAUUACCUACCAGGUGCUAUGGUCCUGGCCCAUUCCUUGCGUGACAAUGGCACCAAGGCGAAGCUGGUGGCGCUUUUCACUCCGAAUACGCUACAGACAGCAACGGUCAACGAAUUAAGGACCGUCUACGAUGAGCUUGUCCCAGUGCACUCAAUAGCGAACAGCACGCCCGCCAACCUCUGGCUCAUGGAACGCCCCGACCUGAUCACGACAUUCACCAAGAUUGAGCUCUGGCGACUGACCCAGUAUCGCCGCAUUGUGUAUAUCGACUGCGAUGUCGUGGCCAUGCGAGCCCCCGACGAGCUUCUGUCUCUGGAAGCAGACUUUGCCGCUGCACCGGACGUCGGCUGGCCGGAUUGCUUCAAUAGUGGACUCAUGGUUCUCCGCCCCAACUUGCAGGACUACUAUGCCCUGAAGGCGCUCGCUGAUCGAGGCAUCAGCUUCGACGGCGCUGACCAAGGACUACUGAAUAUGCACUUCCGGAAUUGGUACCGGCUGAGCUUUACAUAUAACUGCACUCCGAGCGCUAAUUACCAGUAUAUCCCGGCCUACAAGCAUUUCCAGAGCACUAUCAGUCUGAUCCACUUCAUUGGCGCACAGAAGCCGUGGACCUUGCCAAGACAGGUGGUUCCGCUCGAGUCACCAUAUAAUCAGCUUCUGGCCCAUUGGUGGGGGAUCUACGACAAGCAUUACCGUCCGCUUUUUGUAACCGCGCACCAGCCUCACAAUCCCCUGUCCUAUUCAUCAGGUGGCCAUUCUUUGUCUGCUGCGGAGGUGGGGACAGGCACUGGACCAGCCCGGAGAAAUCGCCGCCCUACAAGCGGACUUGCUAUAUUUCAGGAUGUGUGGCCAGAGCCACGUCAGGUUCAUUCUCCAGAAGGAACUGUCCCCGCCAGCUCUCAUCAUGAAGAAGCCCCUGGACGUGAAGAAGCACCAUUGCUUGUCUCAACCCAGGGCGUGCCGAUAGAGUCACCUUCAGUUCCAGUUUUGAGUGUCGUCCCCCAGUACGUACGGGGAGAAGAGCAUGUCUCGACUUAUAUUCCUACAUUGCCACAUACAUCAGCGCCUACUGUUUCGCAUGAAACCCAAACAAGUCAUGAAGUACAUACCCAGCCAGCACAUACGCAUCAUAUACCCCAUGAACAUGGCACCCAGCAAACACAAUCAACGACGUCUGUGCCGCCAGUGGAUGAGCCGCAUCAACGACCUCCAUCUCCGACACCAGCAUCCCCGAUAUUUGAAGCCCCCAAGACAGAAUGGGAUGCAUCGCGGGAGCCUCCGCCAUUGAAUUCCAAGCCUGAAGGGAUCAGCUUACAAGAGAAGACAUACACCAUGUCGAGAGAUACCGAGCUCUUUCAGCCUCCUCCAUCGUACCCAGAAGCACCGAGAAAUAUGUACUACCAAGUGCCCGUGACUAGGCCCGAACCACGAAAGCUCGCACAGCUGUUCCCCUGGGAGAGCCGUGCACCAAAACCGACCCGUGUUUUUGCGGAGGAGUUGCCACGCCCUGAAGUUUCAUAUCCAGACCCAACCCCUGAACUAGUCACUGGCACAGCGAAAUCUGCUAUGGAUCCGUCACUAUCCCCUCAAUCUGCUAUGCAAGCGUCCGAAAGCUGGGACUCAUACUCUCGCUCUAACGCGUGGGACGAGGACCCGGAUAUUCAGCGGUACAUGCACUCAAUGCAAGAAGCGCGCUGCGGCCGACCACAAGUAAUAUCAGGCUCUGGAUCUAGUCCCCCCACAGGCUCAGCAACAGACCACAUCCCCGUCCCAGCAUCCAGCAGACCCAGCAUCAAGCUCACCGACUUCCCCACUGAAGUCGAACGCCCCAGCCUACCCGUAACACCGGCGCCGAUCCACCGCUCCUUUUUCGGCGAAGCAGAUGAGGAUGACGAGGACUCCGCCACGGCCCUGCCGAAUGCGGAGGGCGUCCCUAGCCAGGAGGACUGGAAUCCCCUCGUCCGGCUCGAGGAGCUGCGCCGCCGGCAGUCCGAGGUCUUUGGUAAUCAGGAGCACUUGAUUAGUCGGCUUGUUGCUGGGGGAAGUCGUGCGGAUCAGGAAGGUGCUGGUUCGGGGGAUGGGAGGAGGAGGAGCGAGGCCGAUGAUGGGAGUGGGUAG
Molecule: messenger RNA, 2166 nt
Organism: Penicillium lagena
Lineage: Eukaryota; Fungi; Ascomycota; Eurotiomycetes; Eurotiales; Aspergillaceae
Exons: 7
Coding region: 1-2166 (721 amino acids)
Cellular component (GO): cytoplasm
Molecular function (GO): glycosyltransferase activity
Source: RefSeq, a predicted model, not a curated record